AAAAUCUCAGGCUGUAAGCAAUUUGGUUGCUGUCCUUUUCCCUUUUACUAUUUUCAUAAUGCUUCAUGAGGAUGACGAUCCUCUAUCAACUUCUUUAUUUGAUACUACUUCUACUGCUGCUAGUACAUUUCUAGGAAACUCAAUGAACACUUCCAUGUUUGUUUCUCAGUAUGAAGAGGAUCCUUGGGGAAGUAGCUAUACAAAUACACCAGACAUGAGCAGAUCUUUUACUACUCCAAAUUUCGCAACUUCGCCACCUGUUCAUACAACUGCUGAUGCUGCAGACUCUUCACCUUUAUCUCGAAAAAGAAUUGAAUACAACGCUACCAACGUUUUAAGUGGGGCUCGCUUACCUGAAAUAUAUGAUUCUUUAUUUUCACAACAUCAACGCUCUGGUAGAGUAUCUUAUACAACACUAAGCAGUAUCUUGACCAAAGGAAGAAUAUCUGCUAAUCAAAUCGAAAAAAUUAUGCAAAUUGUUGCACCGAAUGGCGCGUCUCAUGUAACUCAGCCCGAGUUCAAUACAGCUCUUGCUUUACUGGCUUGUGCUCAGCAUAAACUUGACAUUAGCUUGGAUAGUUUGCAUAAAAAUAAAAACUAUUUACCUGAAUUGAGUAUCAUUCUGCAACAAGAACCAUCAAAGCCUGUGAAUAAUACUUAUCCUGGCAUGAAAAAGGAAAUUGUUCAACAAAAGCAUGAUAAACCAUUAUUAGACACGAAGCAUUGGUUUGAAAAUAUUGAAGAAAUCACUGUGACAGUGGCACCAGAAAGGGAAGGGUUCAUAUUCAAACAUGUAAACUACAUUGUCACAAACGAAAAAAGAUCAUCUAUUGUUCUUAGAAGAUAUAGCGAUUUUUGGUGGUUAUGGGAAGUAUUGUUAAAGCGGUAUCCUUUUAGAGCCUUACCCAAUCUACCUCCAAAGAAGCUAGGUGGAAGAGAUGCAGCAUUUCUAGAGAAACGACGAAAGGGUCUGUCAAGAUUUAUUAAUGCUGUGAUUCGUCAUCCUGUGUUACGUCAGGACGAUAUUCUAUCUAAAUUUCUAACAGAGCCGUCUGAAUUAGCCGCCUGGCGUAAACAAAAUCCUCCAAAUGUAGAUGAAGAGUUCAAAAGGAAGCCUCCAUCUAUUGAUCAAAUAAAUGCACUGAUACCUGACAACUUGGAUGAACAAUUACAAAAAACUAAAAAACGCGUAUCUGCAGCCAUCCAUCACUAUAUCAAUCUUUGCCUCAUCAUGGAGCGAAUGAUCCGUCGAAUGCAUGGUCAAGCCGCUGAUUAUUCAAGAUACUCAAUUGCUUUAAAUUCACUAGCCGAAGCAGAGCUAAGAUAUCAUGCGGGUGAAUGCAGAAACUGUCAACAGGUAGUGAGAGGGUAUGAAAUGGUUGCAAAGCAUAUGCAGAGCGAAAGUAGUAUACUAGAGAGUCAAACUGGGAAUGCUACAGACGGAGUAUUAGAAAAUUUGAAAAGGUUCAGAGAUUUAUUGGUGUCAUAUAGAGAUUUGGAGGAAAGAAGAAGUAGACUCUCUGUAAACCAGACAGACGCCAUCACGAAGCGUCUCUCAGCAAACCGUGCUAAAUUACAUCAAAAUAGUGGUGUUCCUGGCCUAGAAGCAGAAGUAGAGAGAUUAAAGGAAUCGAUAGAGGCAGAUGAGAAUGAAUUAGUUAUGCAACAGCAUAGGCUCAUAUAUAUUCGAUAUUGCAUGUGGUCUGAAAUGAUUUAUAUUCAUAAACAGCAAGCAUUUAUAUCCACUUUAUAUCAAGAUUAUGUUAAGAACGCUAUUCAUUUUUCAAACUUGCGUUCAAACAACUGGCAAGAAUUGGAAGAACCUACGUUCGAAAUGCCCACAGAUGUUCAUUUAUUCGAAUAAUAAAACAUGCUGUAUAUUUUUAAAAUUUCCGAGGGGAUAAAAACGAUCGAGUACAG
Molecule: messenger RNA, 1920 nt
Organism: Rhizopus microsporus ATCC 52813
Lineage: Eukaryota; Fungi; Mucoromycota; Mucoromycetes; Mucorales; Rhizopodaceae
Exons: 10
Coding region: 59-1864 (601 amino acids)
Biological process (GO): retrograde transport, endosome to Golgi; protein targeting to vacuole
Cellular component (GO): endosome
Molecular function (GO): phosphatidylinositol-3-phosphate binding
Source: RefSeq, a predicted model, not a curated record